This is a messenger RNA of Hippopotamus amphibius kiboko, 1256 nucleotides long. It is a transcript of the gene TMCO1, whose product is annotated as transmembrane and coiled-coil domains 1. Gene Ontology annotation, molecular function: calcium channel activity. The record is from RefSeq and is a predicted model, not a curated record. The transcript has 7 exons. The coding region runs from base 207 to 773 and encodes 188 amino acids. NCBI's taxonomy places the organism in Eukaryota, Metazoa, Chordata, Mammalia, Artiodactyla, Hippopotamidae. Gene Ontology annotation, biological process: endoplasmic reticulum calcium ion homeostasis. Gene Ontology annotation, cellular component: endoplasmic reticulum; endoplasmic reticulum membrane; cytoplasm.
UCCGCUGGAUUCUCGCGGCCGCACGACACGCCAGGAUGAGCACUUCCGGCGCUGCGCCCAGGAAGCGGAAGUGAGACUUCCAGUCUGUCUGAGUAGGUGUGUUGUUCGGCGGUCCUGAAAUCUGGGAAAGUCGUUUUCGCUUUGCAUUCCUGGGCUGUCGAGUGCUUCUCCCCUGGCGGGUGGGAGUGCAAAGACUGAAGUGCGAAAUGAGCACCAUGUUCGCGGACACGCUGCUCAUCGUUUUUAUCUCCGUGUGCACGGCUCUGCUCGCCGAGGGUAUAACCUGGGUCCUGGUUUAUAGGACAGACAAGUACAAGAGACUGAAGGCAGAAGUGGAAAAACAGAGUAAAAAAUUGGAAAAGAAGAAGGAAACAAUAACAGAGUCAGCUGGUCGACAACAAAAAAAGAAAAUCGAGCGGCAAGAAGAGAAACUAAAGAAUAACAACAGGGAUCUAUCAAUGGUUCGAAUGAAAUCCAUGUUUGCAAUUGGCUUUUGUUUUACUGCCCUAAUGGGAAUGUUUAAUUCCAUAUUUGAUGGUAGAGUGGUGGCAAAACUCCCUUUCACCCCCCUUUCAUACAUUCAAGGACUGUCUCAUCGAAAUCUGCUGGGGGAUGACACCACAGACUGUUCCUUCAUCUUCCUGUAUAUUCUCUGUACCAUGUCAAUUCGACAGAACAUCCAGAAGAUUCUUGGCCUUGCCCCUUCACGAGCUGCCACCAAGCAGGCAGGUGGAUUUCUUGGCCCUCCACCUCCUUCUGGGAAGUUCUCUUGAAAUCAAGAAGAGCCCUAUAAUUCCUGCCAUUCUUUUUAGACAGUCAAAUCAGACAGGCAACUAUUUUGUAGCAAGAGCCAUAGGCAGCCUUAGCAUUUGGGCCACUUUCUAAUUUUGAGUUCUUUCUAAGCUUUUUUGGAUACGAUUCUAAUGAGAAUGGCACCCAACAAUCGUGAUGGUGCUUUUGCUCACAGAUUAACUUUUUUUUAAAAACGUGUGUUGAUUAGAUCAGCUCAGGUGAUGUUUAUAUAAUGAGAAAUUCUUAUUUUGCUUAUACAAAUAUUUCUGUGGGAUCAACUUUCAAGUAUGUGCUGUGUGCCAUGUACCAUGGAAGUUGGCUCUCCAUGAACAUUUAGAGAUCUGGAAGAAAAAUUUGGUUUAUGUAAUUCUUAAUUGGAACUAUUUGUUGUGUGUUUUUUUCAAGCCAAAUAUAUGACCUGAGAUCAAUAAAAGAGGCCAAAAUUUUAGCUAUUUGAUCUACAA